AGAAAAAGUAAAGAGAAUUCUACAAGUCCCCUAAUAAUCGAGAAUACCGAAUCGUAUUCUAUUGGAAGAGACAUAGAGUGCAAAGAAAUGCUCACUAGUCCUCGAAGUGACGACAACGAAAUACAAGGCACAUUAGAUCCGCAAACGGGAAUAUACAGUAUACAAUCAACAGGUGAUGCUAUAAGUAAGGUACAUAUAGAAGAAAAUAUGCCUAAUGCAGGACUUGAUAUAUUUAGUACGGCGUUAGCGUCGGCAGAUAUUAAUUUGGAAAGUUUGGAGUAUAUGGAAGACGGUGAUAAUGAGGAGGGUGAUGAUGAUGAUGACGAUGACGAUCAUGGUGAUAAUGAUAAGGAGAUGGGAUAUAACGAUGGCAAUGUUGAAGACGAUGGUAAUAACUUUGCCAGAAGCGAGGAAUUCAAUAUUAGGCAUUGAUCACUUCAAUGAUUUGUACGAUUAACAAAUUAAUCGUUAAUAUGAUAUAUUAUCAAUUGUUAAAGAUUUAUUUUCUUCUCUAUUUUUUGUUGUUUUAAUACGAUGAGAAUUCACCACGGUAAGGGAAUACCAUGAAUUCCUGGAUUUCAUCUUUCUUCUAUAUUCUAUUUUCAACUGCUCCUUUUUGAAAUAUCAUUAAUUUAUAGAGGUGCAAGAUGUAUCUCGUUAUUAGAAGAGACGAACUGUUUGUGAUAAAUCGAGUUAAAAACGGCAAUAUUGCAAUGGUUUAGGAUCUAUUUGAUUAUUAGAGGCGGAAUUUUAUUGUUCUAUAUCUAAAUUUCUAUUUUAAAUUUGCAAUUUUUUCAAAGUGAAUCUUAAAGGAAGAAAAAAUACGUCUAUAACCACAAGUUAGUGUACCAAAAAUUCCGUCUGAGAGACAAGGGUUUCUCCAAGAUGCUAGUACAGGAGCAGGGUACAGAAUGUUGGAAAAUGUCGAAUAUACCUUCACAAAAUCUGGAACGUAACUACCGAUAAAUAUAAUAUUUCUUUUACGUUUGGAAAAUAUAAGUUUUUAAAUAGUCUAAAAUUUUGAACGGUUAAGAAAGUAAAUUGUUUAACAUUGA
Cephus cinctus (wheat stem sawfly) is the source of this 1055-nucleotide messenger RNA. RefSeq names its product aspartic acid-rich protein-like. The transcript is spliced from 2 exons. The coding region runs from base 88 to 432 and encodes 114 amino acids. The record is from RefSeq and is a predicted model, not a curated record. NCBI's taxonomy places the organism in Eukaryota, Metazoa, Arthropoda, Insecta, Hymenoptera, Cephidae.